AUGGUCCUUAGGUUGAAAAAGCUUGGCAGUUCCAAGCUCGUGCCACCCUUUCAAAUGGUAACUCAGGAACAGGUUCUUACCGCACCAAGGGUUAAUGUACAACGUUUUGUCGAAAUAAUCACUUCCCCAAUAUUUCCGGAACAAGCAUCUAAAGAAUGGGUUUUGCAGCAUCAAAAUUUUGUUCUGCAGGCAUGUCUUGCUUAUUUUUUUGUUAUAUUUGGACUGAAAUAUAUCGUCAUGCGAAACCGGCCCCCUUUUGAUCUUACAUUGCCUCUGAACAUUUGGAAUGGACUUCUAGCAUUAUUCAGCAUUGUAGGGACUGCUAUGCUUUUUCCAGAAUUUAUUGGAACUAUUCGGAACAAUGGUUUCCAAGCUUCGUAUUGCAAAGUUUAUGGUUUUACUAAGGGUUCUAAUGGUUUUUGGGGUUGGCUGUUUAUUGUGUCCAAGCUGUUCGAGCUAGCAGAUACUGUAUUUGUCGUCUUACGAAAAAAGCCAUUGAUGUUCCUGCAUUGGUACCACCAUAUUCUUACCCUCAUUUAUGCAUUUUAUUCUUAUCCACAUACACCCGGAUUCAAUCGUUGGGGCAUUUUCAUGAAUUUUUUUGUGCAUGCGUUUAUGUACAGCUAUUACUUGUUACGCUCGAUGAAAAUCCAGAUCCCGCGCGCUGUUGCGAUGUUCGUUACAUCCCUUCAGAUACUUCAAUUCGUCCUCAGUGUUCUAAUACUCAUUCAUCUUGGAGUACUGAUUUACAUCCGAAAUGUGGACUGUGAUUUUGAUGAUAGCAUCUUCAAGUUCGCACUAUUCAUGGAUGUUACUUAUUUGAUCCUUUUCAUCAACUUUUUCUUCAAAGCGUAUAUGUCUGGUAGUGGUAAACCAAAAUUUGUGAGUGACAAAAAGAAACAUUAA
Messenger RNA from Thelazia callipaeda (thelaziosis nematode), 906 nucleotides. NCBI's taxonomy places the organism in Eukaryota, Metazoa, Nematoda, Chromadorea, Rhabditida, Thelaziidae. The record is from the annotation of a GenBank genome assembly.